CCCCGCGACGUGCACACCCCUCCCCUUCCGCAUUAUAGCAGGCAUCGCCGUACUGGAGGCGGUCCAGCUCAUCCUCCCCUGCUGCCAUGGUCGUGGAUGCUGCGAGUUCGGGUUCUGUGUCGGUCUCAGCCGUGGAAGUGGAAGUCACCGAGAUGAAGCAGAUACGAGGGAACAUGAAAGGCGAUUUCGAGGCCUCCCUGCCCCCCGUACAGGAAGUAUUAGCAAUCCAUUGCCGGGACGUGUGCCGGUCAUAUGGCAAACUGAAAGUCCUCAACAACCUCAAUCUGACUGUACCACAGGGACACAUCUACAGCCUGCUGGGCCCCAGCGGCUGCGGGAAGACCACUCUGCUGAAAUGCAUCGUCGGCACUUUGAAAAUCUCCCGGGGUCACAUUAGCGUGCUGGGGAAGCCGCCUGGGUUUCCUGGUCACAGCGUCCCAGGAAAGAUGGUGGGAUACAUGCCUCAAGAGCUGGCAUUGUACAACGAGUUCAACAUCAGUGACACGCUCACUUUCUUCGGAAGAAUCCACGGGUUGACGUGGAAGGAGACCCAGGCCCGCAUGAACUUCCUCAUUGAGUUUUUGGAUCUACCGCCGAAGCACAGACUGAUUCGGAAUCUCAGUGGCGGGCAGAUGCGAAGAGUGUCUCUUGGGGCGGCGCUUCUCCAGAAUCCAGAGCUGCUCAUUCUGGACGAACCCACAGUGGGAGUGGACCCUGUACUCAGGGCCAAAAUAUGGCAGCAUCUGGUGAACAUUGUGAAGACGGGCAAAGUGUCCGUCGUCAUCACUACGCACUACAUCGAGGAGGCCACGCAAGCUAACAUGGUGGGCCUGAUGAGGAAUGGCUGCUUGUUGGCUGAAGGUCCUCCAGAAGCAGUCAUGAAGCAGCACAGCUCAGCGACCCUGGAGCAUGCCUUCCUACAGCUAUGCGAGACCUCAGACCAGAUGUGCCUGAAGCACAGCUCCGGCUCACAAGAUGGCGUGUUGGGGAACAGCCAAUCAUUCGAUAGCGGGCGUGACGAGAGCCGACCCAUUCUUGCGGUGGGACCGCAGCGGACUGUAGAGGACCUCAAGCGCACAGUGAACUGGAAGGUGCGAGCCAGACACAUGAUGCCCAAGUGGAGGAACAUCGCCGCCCUCACCAUCAAAACCUUAGUGCGGAUGAAGAGGCUGCCGGGCGCCUUAUGUUUCCAGUUCUUGCUGCCCGUCAUCCAGAUCACUCUCAUCUGUUUGUGCGUGGGAGGAGACCCAAAGGGGAUCCAGGUAGCCGUGGUGAACAACGAGACCUCCGCCAACGGUUACAGCCAAUCACUGCUCUCCUUUUUGGAUAACACCAGCGUGCAGCAGGUGAACUUAUCUCAUGAUGAGGCUUUUCGAGGGAUCUACAACGGAGAGUUCUGGGGCAUCAUUGCCUUUGGCAAGAACUUCACCAGCUACCUGACACAGAGGAUGCUCCAGAAGCAGGUGUCCAAGGAUGUGGUGGAUGGAGGAUCAGUGCACAUCUGGCUGGACCAGACGAACAGACAAAUCGCCGUGAUGCUGCAGCAGAAACUGCACAAGGCUUUUCAGGCUUUUGUUGAGGACAAGUUGGGGAGCAUGUCCUACCUGGUUGCCCUGCCUAUACAGUUUGAAGAGCCCAUUUAUGGCAGCCAGAACACCGACUUCACUACAUUUGUGACACCGGGGGCUGUGCUUAGCCUCACUUUCUACUUGGCUGUGGGACUGACGGCCCUCUCCUUUGUGCUGGAAAGGAAAGAGGGGCUUCUGAACAGAUGCUGGGUCGCAGGUGUGAGCUCCUUGGAGACAAUGCUGGCUCACCUCUUUUCUCAGCUGCUGGUCAUCAGCGUCCAGAUCAUCCUAAUGCUGCUCUUCGUCCUGCUUGUCUUCAAGAUACCCAAUGAAGGCUCCUUGUUGCUGAUGGUCACCCUGAUCGUGCUGCAGGGCAUCACCGGCAUCUCCUUUGGCCUCGUCAUCUCCGCCGCCAUCGACAACGAGCAGAGCGCCAACCAGGCCGCGUUGGGGAUCUUCUACCCCAACCUCAUCAUGAGCGGCAUCAUCUGGCCUGUGGAGUGUAUCCCCUAUCCUCUACGCUACCUCAGCAUGGCCCUUCCUCAGACGUACGCCUCAGAAGCCCUGAGAUGUAUCAUGUAUAGAGGUUGGGACCUGAGUCGCAUGAUGGUGUGGCGAGGCUUUGCCGUCACUCUGGGCUGGAACACGUUCUUCCUCAUCCUGGCCACGGUCAUCUUGAAGCUCAGGACGUGACCUCCUCGUCCUCUUUGUCAUCACGGCGAGCUUCAGAAUCAUCAAACACUGAUCUGGGGUGGGGUCAGGGUGAGGGGGCCCUGUCUGUGGACGUGAAGGGAGGGGGUCAGCAGCAAGUGGGUGAUGUUGGAGCUCCUCCCUCAAAAGAAGCUGCAGCCUGCGUAUGUGCGGCGUGUAGAACUACACUCUUGUGUUUCUUUGCUUCUACAUGAAUCUUGUUCUCCCCCCAGAAACAUGGACCAUCCUGUUAGCCCCCCACCACAUGUGCGCAAUAUAUUAUUCCAAGGCGGUCCUAAGCGGUGUUGGAAUAUAUACAGUACAGAUAAGUUUUGUUAUGCAGUAUUUUAGAUUUUCUAUGGAGACAUGUCCAUGUGUAAGCAAGAAAAUGUGAAUGAAAUUUCAGGUGCUGGAUGACAUAUUUAGACGUUCAAGCUAAAGACCAUUGAGUUCCUGUGUCACCUACUUUGAAGAUGCUGGUCAUGGGAAUGAUUUUUGUUACUUUACAUGCAGUAUUCUUGUCUCAUUCCACUUUGCCGGACAGAGUGGACCACGUGGACCUGUCUGAGCACACGUGUUCUGUUUGCACACAGUCGACCGUUUGAUUUCCUCACAUGGAUCUUUCACUAAUAACAUGAAAUAAAAGCACAAAGCUGACACAUUGGGUGUAG
This is a messenger RNA of Dunckerocampus dactyliophorus (ringed pipefish), 2929 nucleotides long. It is a transcript of the gene abch1, whose product is annotated as ATP-binding cassette, sub-family H, member 1. The transcript has 20 exons. Lineage: Eukaryota; Metazoa; Chordata; Actinopteri; Syngnathiformes; Syngnathidae. Gene Ontology annotation, cellular component: ATP-binding cassette (ABC) transporter complex; membrane. Gene Ontology annotation, biological process: transmembrane transport. The record is from RefSeq and is a predicted model, not a curated record. Gene Ontology annotation, molecular function: ABC-type transporter activity; ATP hydrolysis activity; ATP binding. The coding region runs from base 87 to 2261 and encodes 724 amino acids.